Molecule: messenger RNA, 1668 nt
Organism: Heterobilharzia americana
Lineage: Eukaryota; Metazoa; Platyhelminthes; Trematoda; Strigeidida; Schistosomatidae
Source: the annotation of a GenBank genome assembly
AGGUAUAUUAAAACAGCACAACUGAAUAUAUUGGUCAUUUGAUUCAAUUGUUACACGAAAUUCUGGAUACAAGCUAUGAAGUUUCAUUUCAGAUCACAGUUUGUAUGGUUCAUGUGGUUACUAGCCGUAUUUGUUGAAGGAAACAAUUAUACUGAAACAGACAGUGAAAAUGCUUCAAAUUUUGUGACCCCGCCCAAUACUCAUUCAGUUGGAGCUAGUACCAUUUCACCAGUUUAACCUGUCUGAAAGGAUUUACAUCAGAUGAACUCAGUGUAUUCAUGGUUUUCGCUCGCAUAGUAACUCCAGUUGUUUUCGGUUUGAUACUAAUUAUUGGAUUUGUCGGUAAUUUAUUUGUGAUGAUUGUUGUUCUAGCCAAUGCUCAAAUGCGCAAUACUACAAACAUUUUAAUAUUCUCGCUUGCUGUUGCUGAUAUGGCGUUUAUAGUUAUUUGUGUUCCUUCUGCAGCAAUAGUUUAUGUGACUGGAAAAUGGCCAUUAGGGUUAUCACUUUGUCGAGUUUAUUAUUACUCUUCUUAUGUUUCUGUGUACUGUAGUGUUUAUACCUUGGUAUUGAUGAGUUUAGAUCGUUUCAUGGCAGUUGUUUAUCCGAUUCAGUGUAUAAAUAUGCGUACGCAAAAAAACACAACAAUUGCAGUAAUUAUCACGUGGACUGUAGUUCUUAUUACUAAUACACCGUUAUUUCUUGGUGCAAUCCUAGUGAGAGGGCCGCCGGAAGGUGGUGAGAGUUCUUGUGUUACAGAAUACUGUACAUAUUCAUGGUUGGUUAACUUUGAUGAGAAGACGAACAUUGCAAGAGAUAAUCGACAUGGUGGCCAAAUGUUCUUUCUGCUGUUCUUUUUGUUUGGAUAUUUGUUUCCAUUUGUCAUAAUCUGCUUGUUAUACAUCUGCUUAAUAUUGAGAUUGCGUUGUGGUCCAUCUUCGAAGAUGGCUCACUCGGCAGAAGCACAACGUUCAAAAAAACGUGUAACUCAUUUGGUUGUAACUGUAGUCAUUGUAUUCGGUAUUAGUUGGCUUCCGAUUCAUGCAAUCUUUUUAAUACAAUAUUACGCGAAAGAUCCAGAGACUGAUUUAUUCAGGAUUAUACAAAUAUUAGGAAAUUGUCUAGCUUAUGGAAAUAGUAGUAUCAAUCCAAUACUUUAUGCAUUUCUGUCUGAGAAAUUUAGAACUGCAUUCCUAAGACUCAUUCGUAGUCGUAAAUCAAAUCCGAGAACCGAAAGACUGAAACAGAAAAGCUUCGAAAACGCAACAGCUAUAGCUACAUAAAGAUAAAUGAAACAAAAUCCAACUCCUGGGAAUUUAUGUAAUUUUUUCCCAAGUUAUUAUAAACUGAAUUUCUUGCCAGUAAUGAAACAUUUAAAUGCAAAGUGAGUGUGUACAAAUCGUUUAUGUACUAUAAAACAGAUGUUUGAAUCAAUGAAUAUAAAACUCUUACGCGUCUUCCUUAAAGGUUUACAAAGUCGCAUGAUAAUCGUUGAAGUAUAUACACAUAAUUAUAUUCAUUUUACAGAUAUCUUUACACAUAUAAUUAAUCUUUUCUGUAUAAAGAUAUAUGUCUUUAUCAUUCCCAGAGAAAUAUAACGGUUCGCAAAUCGCUGAGGACCGAAAAACUGAUUUUUGUAAAUUAUUUAAGGUGAUUUUUCGAUGUAAC